Molecule: messenger RNA, 1544 nt
Organism: Exophiala oligosperma
Lineage: Eukaryota; Fungi; Ascomycota; Eurotiomycetes; Chaetothyriales; Herpotrichiellaceae
Product: 4-aminobutyrate transaminase
Exons: 2
Coding region: 1-1305 (434 amino acids)
Molecular function (GO): transaminase activity; pyridoxal phosphate binding; identical protein binding
Source: RefSeq, a predicted model, not a curated record
AUGAGUCUCUCCAAACUCGCAGAAUUCGGCACUCGGCAUGUGGCCAAAGGAAUUGGGAGAUUGGCCACCGAGGUCAUUGAGAGUGGCAGUGGGAGCUACGUGACCAUGACGAGCGGCCGCAAGAUGCUCGACUUCACGUGUGGCAUUGGUGUCGCCAACCUGGGUCACUGCCAUCCCGCCGUCACCAAGGCUGCUCAGGCUCAGGCUGGAAAGAUGGUUCAUGCCCAGGUAAACAUCGCUUUCCAACGACCGUACCUCGAACUGAUCCAGUCACUCUUACCACUAAUGCCACACAAAUCCCUCGACACAUUCUUCUUUUGGAAUUCUGGGUCCGAAGCCGUCGAGGCCGCCGUCAAACUCGCCAGACACGCGACUAAGAAACAGAAUAUCAUCGUCAUGCAAGGUUCGUACCACGGCCGAACUUUCGGGACCAUGGCCAUGACACGGUCCAAGACCAUCUACGGCGAAAACUAUGCGCCGCUGAUGCCGGGGGUCUUCGCCACGCCCUUUCCCUACUGUGCCCAGUGUUCCAUCGCGUCCCACUGUGGUGACGGCAAGUACAACGCCGAGAAUUGCUGCAUGGACCCCGUCGAGCAACUGGAGCUGCUGCUGAAGCGCGAAACCGCCCCGUCCGACACGGCGGCCAUCGUCAUCGAGCCCGUCCUCGGCGAAGGCGGCUACGUCCCCGUCGUCCCCGAGUACCUGAGGCGAGUCCGCGAGAUCUGCGACAGGAACAACAUUCUGCUGGUCGUCGACGAGGUCCAGUCCGGGUUCGGUCGGACGGGCAAGAUGUUCGCCAUCGAGCACUACGGCGUGCGCCCGGACAUCCUCGUCAUGGCCAAGGGGAUCGCGAACGGGUUCCCCCUGUCCGGCAUCGUCUCGAGGAAGGAGCUCAUGGACACGCAGAAGCCCGGGUCCAUGGGCGGCACGUACGCCGGCAACGCCGUGUCGUGCGCGGCCGGGAUCGCCGUGGCCCAGGCCUUCAAGGACGAGAAGAUCCUGGAGAACGUCAACGUCCGCAGCGAGGAGAUGAUGGGCUCGCUGCGCAAGGCCAAGUCCGACUUCCCCGACAUGGUCUACGACGUGAGAGGACUGGGGUUGAUGCUCGCGGUCGAGUUCGUGGGCGGCAAGGGCUACGCGGCCAAGGUGCAGGCCAAGUGCAUGGAGAAGGACAUGUUGAUCCUGACCACGUCCAUCUACGACACCCUGCGCUUCAUCCCGCCCCUCAACAUCUCCAAGGAAGACAUGGCCAAGGGUCUGGGCAUCAUCCGAGGGGCCAUCGAGGAGGUCGCUGCUGGAAAGUAGCUUGCGGAUCAAUGAAGCAGCCAAAUGAAACUGGAAAAAAAGAAGAAGAAAGAAGAAAAAUUGGCAUUGGAAUAAUCCUCAUUCACGAAAGAAAGUCGGAAUAGUUUUGGCGUUGUGAAAUUUGUUGCGGCGGGUUGUUUGGCCGCUCAUCCAGUAACACGAUGUAAUUCCGCGUAGGCUCUGUCCUUGGACCUGAUGGAUUUUUAGGGUUAGGGCACAUGAGGGCAUAAGAGACAUGC